AAAACAUUUUUUAUUUUAUUUUUUUCAAUAAUUUAAUAUUAUUUUAUUUAUUUUUAAAAUGUUGGGAAUAUUAUUAAUUUAUUAACAACAACACAGUAACGCAAUCACAGACUCCACAGUCCAAGGAGUUUUGCAUACUCACGAAGCCACAAUCAUUUCUCUCUGGUUUGACUCGGCGGCGACUGAGUUAACUCGGUGGAGGUUAUUGUUACUGGUUUCGUCGUAUGUGUUUUUGAUUUAGUUGAUGGAUCCGAGUGGGAUGAUGAACGAAGGAGGACCGUUUAAUCUAGCGGAGAUCUGGCAGUUUCCGUUGAACGGAGUUUCAACCGCCGGAGAUUCUUCCAGAAGAAGCUUCGCUGGACCGAAUCAGUUCGGUGAUACCGAUCUAACCGCCGCUGCUAACGGCGAUCCGGCGCGUAUGAGUCACGUACUGUCGCAGGCGGUUAUUGAAGGUAUCUCCGGCGCAUGGAAACGGAGGGAAGAUGAGUCUAAGUCGGUGAAGAUCGUCUCCAUAAAUGGCGCGAGUGAAGGUGAGAACAAAAGACAGAAGAUAGAUGAAGUGUGUGAUGGAAAAGCGGAAGCGGAAUCGCUAGGAACAGAGACGGAACAAAAGAAGCUACAAAUCGAACCGACGAAAGAUUAUAUUCAUGUUCGAGCAAGAAGAGGUCAAGCUACUGAUAGUCACAGUUUAGCUGAAAGAGCGAGAAGAGAAAAAAUAAGCGAGCGGAUGAAAAUCUUGCAAGAUCUUGUACCGGGAUGUAACAAGGUUAUUGGAAAAGCACUUGUUCUUGAUGAGAUAAUCAACUAUAUACAAUCAUUGCAACGUCAAGUUGAGUUCUUAUCGAUGAAGCUUGAAGCGGUCAAUUCAAGAAUGAACCCUGGUAUCGAGGUUUUUCCACCCAAAGAGUUUGGUCAACAAACAUUUGAGAAUCCGGAGAUGCAGUUCGGGUCGCAGUCUACGAGGGAAUACAAUAGAGGAGCAUCACCAGAGUGGUUGCAUAUGCAGAUAGGAUCAGGUGGUUUCGAAAGAACGUCUUGAUAAAGAAACAACACUUGAUCAUCAUCUUACUACAAAUAAGAGAAAAGCUCGGGAAGAAAAAGCAUACAUACAAAUGAAUCUCAUUCUCAUUAUAGGUUUAAAUAUAUGGAUGUGAAUAUACACAUCAUAUUGUUGUUCUAAAGAAAGCAAAAAAAUAGAAAAGAAAGAUAUAGUUAGUUUCGACAUCAAGAAAAAAAAGCUGGGAAGGGUUUAAAGUAGAAAAAAACCUCUUGUAAAAGAAAGAACGUUCGUUGUUAUAAAAUUGUAUUUCAUUCUUACA
Messenger RNA from Arabidopsis lyrata subsp. lyrata, 1319 nucleotides. RefSeq names its product transcription factor BPE. The record is from RefSeq and is a predicted model, not a curated record. NCBI's taxonomy places the organism in Eukaryota, Viridiplantae, Streptophyta, Magnoliopsida, Brassicales, Brassicaceae. The transcript has 6 exons. Bases 245 to 1039 code for a protein of 264 amino acids. Gene Ontology annotation, cellular component: nucleus. Gene Ontology annotation, molecular function: protein dimerization activity; DNA-binding transcription factor activity. Gene Ontology annotation, biological process: regulation of DNA-templated transcription.